Molecule: messenger RNA, 2913 nt
Organism: Ectocarpus siliculosus
Lineage: Eukaryota; Phaeophyceae; Ectocarpales; Ectocarpaceae
Source: the annotation of a GenBank genome assembly
AUGCGGAUAAUAUCUUCGCUGGCAUUUCUCUUGCUAUCGAGCAGUUACAGCGGGCAGGGCGAGGCCCUCUUCCGGAGCGGGAACAAGUACAGCGGGGAGUUCCGUCGAGGCGUGAUGGAUGGUCGCGGGUGUUACACCUGGAUCUCCGAUGGAACCGUGUACGAAGGAGACUUCAGAAACAACGAACUCACCGGAACCGGUCGAUACUCCUGGAGUGAUGGGAGCGCUUACGAGGGGGGGGUGGCCCUCGGUUUGCGCGACGGCUAUGGCGUUUUCACCAGUGCUGAUGGUACGCUGGUUUACGAAGGAAACUGGCGGAAGAGCAAACGCCACGGGCGCGGAGAGCAGCGGUACGGCGUCAGCACGAAAGAGGUGUCGUCGUACGCCGGCGAGUGGGAGGCGAACUGCCGCCAUGGGCACGGAACGAUGACGUAUGCGUCAGGAAACGUCUACGAGGGGGAGUGGGUUGAGGAUCACAAGGAGGGAAUGGGCGUCAUGAACUGGGUGGAGCGACGCGAGCGCUACACCGGAAACUGGAAGCAAGACCUGCAGUGUGGAUACGGCGAGCACGUGUGGAUUGAGGAAAGGCCUGUAUCUGCAGUAUCGAUGGAUACCCAAAAGCAGAUGUGCAACGUCUACAGGGGAGAGUGGCUCGACGGCAUGAGGCACGGACAGGGCACGUUCAUGUACGCGGACGGGUCUCGGCACACGGGGCAGUGGCAUAAAAACAAGAAACACGGCCCCGCCGUUUUCAUGUCAGACAAUGGGAGGACUUUCGAAGGACUCUUCGAUGACGACGCCAUGCUCGGCAAAGUGGGACAGAUCAACAGCGACCUCAAACUGCUGUACAAGCACUACGCCAAGCCGGAGAUGACCGCUCCCAGAGACAGCACCAUGUUCACCAUGUCGAUGGAGCAGUUUGUGGUGUUCGCUAGGGACUGCCGAGCCCUCGCACCAUGCACGCCGGUGACGGUCGGGGAGGUGUACCGAAUGUUCUUUCGAAUGCGGCGGCAGCACGCGUUCGAGCUCAACCAGAGUCUCGAGAGGGCGAUGGCAAGUGGAUCUUCCACCGGCCGCCACCGACCUUCGAGCGAACACAACGAGGGGGAGGGGGGAGAGGAGAAGGGGGGUGGGGAUGUGCACAGGAGUGCCUACUGCUCCGAAAGCAAUAGCGGUGAGCGCCAUCCGCAGGAGCGGAAGGAGCUGUGCGUGGCGCGUUCCGAUCUCGAGACCGAAGGCGGGAUCUACGACUCGCGGAGGGCCAUCACAUUCCGAGAGUACAUAGAGGGUAUCGUGCGGCUUGCCAGAAUGGUGAGUCUCCACGCUGGAACCGGUGACGGCUCCAACAACUUUGCCGCUACCGCCGCCGCCAACAUUGCUGCUAACGGGGGCGGGAUGCCCCGAAACAUGAGCACCUCCGCAAGCCGCGCCACCUCUCCAAGAGCGUCCGCCUUAGCUCGGAUUGGAACAGCGCCCAUCGAAGGCGGGGGGUCGCUCUCACUCUCGGCUGUCGGGGAGAACACCGUCAGCAGCAACGACGUCACUGCGACCCGCGAUGCCGCAGCCGCAGGGUCAGCAGCAGGCGCUGUUGAUCGGGGUGGAGCAUCCCAGAGCUCCACGGAGGGACGAGCCGUGCUAAACGUGAACGCUGACUUCAAGCGGUUUGUAGGAAGCCAUCUUUCCGAGCUCCUGACGACACUCUCCGCUAACGCUGCCUUCGGUGGCGGAGUACGAGGGGGGGACCGGCGGGGCGGCGGCGGCGGCGGCGGCAGGGGUGAAGGCAGGGGCGGGACUGGCGGUGGUAAGGGCGGGCGAGGGGGCGGUGCGGCUGUGGCGAGAAUGGGGGCCGGGGGCACGGUCGGCAGCAAACUCGGGGACAAGAGGGUUGGCCCAGUGGAGUCACCUUGUGUUAAAGAGCUUGGCGAGGCAGAGGAACAGGUUAGCUCUCUGUACCGUGACUUCUCGGGGCCUUCGCUCGAGCCGAUGACGCUAAGGGGUCUGUUGAGGAUGGCCCGAGAUGCUGGUCUACAGGAACGGGUCGGCCUGACGUCAGAGGAUGUCAAAAAGAUGUUCAAGCAGGCGAACGCUUUCCUGCAGAGCCGAGAUGGUCCCGCGACUCCCGACAUCGCCGGUUCGACACCGCCAUGCGGUGCUGCCACCAAGGUCGCCGAUCCCGACAGGAAAGAAAGCAAUCCUGUAGAAGCGCUGGGACUAUCGUCGUCCACCGCCGUGGGGGGCGGAGGCGUAGGGUUCCCUCUGCCGACGGUGGAUUCGGCUACGGUGUGUCUCGUGGGCGCCGCACCCUGCACGGUGGACCUCGACUUGCUCGACCAGGAGUUGAUGCCGGAUGAGUUCAAGGUGGUGAUCGCCGGACUAUUCGAGCUGGCGAGGGACAAGAACAGCCAAUCUCAUAGCGCUGCCGACAAUGAAGGCGUUGAGUACCAGCCCGAAGUCCCUCCCGAGGAACCGUUACAUUCGGACCACCCUGCCGGGGGAGGGGGAACACGAGAAGGAGACGGGGAACAAGCCCCCGCGAGUCAUUCCGAUGCCGGAAGAAAGGUCGAUAGUGCUGGUGGCGGUGGUGGUGGUGGUGCUGCUGCUGUCGCUGCCUCGGGAGUCUCGACCCAAGGAUCACCGACGCCGGGUGCGAAAACAGCGGCACAUCCAGUCCAGAACGGUGAAAGUAAAAACCAGGACUCCGCUAGUCUUGACGCGGGGGAGGGGUCCACAGACACGACAGCGGCAGCAGAAGCCGUAGAAGCGGCGCCCGAGUGGCUGGCAGAUCCCAAGGCGUUCGUGUCGCGGGUCAUCCAGUGGGCGGGGGAGGGGGGCGCUAAGCGCUCCAAGGCCGUGCGCGCCAAGCCUCCCACGAGAGAGAUGCAGAAGCUCUUAGCUAGCAGCCAUUUCUUGUAG